Anopheles merus is the source of this 3671-nucleotide messenger RNA. RefSeq names its product trithorax group protein osa. The record is from RefSeq and is a predicted model, not a curated record. The transcript is spliced from 3 exons. Gene Ontology annotation, biological process: positive regulation of transcription by RNA polymerase II. Gene Ontology annotation, molecular function: transcription coactivator activity. Lineage: Eukaryota; Metazoa; Arthropoda; Insecta; Diptera; Culicidae. Gene Ontology annotation, cellular component: nucleus. Bases 498 to 2762 code for a protein of 754 amino acids.
UGCUGUCAGGCGGCCAUUUUUUUGCGAACCCUGUGCCCGUGCGUAGGGCGAAGAAGAAAAAGGAAGAAGAACAAUGCUUCCAAAUAGCCACUCGACUGGCGUCCGUUUUGGAACCUUUCCGUGGGCAGCAGCACUGUGCAGCAAAUUGUGAGUACGAUUGUGAGUGCGUGAUGCUGGGUUAGGAGCAAAAAAAGAAAGGGUUUCUCCCGCACCUACUUGCGUCGGUGUGUGUGUGUGUACUUUUAGUGAUCAGUAGUGUAUGAAGACAAAGCGCACUAUACGGACAAAGUGACGCACAUCAAACCAAAGCAGGCCGUGUAGCGUUGUUUGUGCUGCCGGUGUCGUUUUUUUGGUGGUGAAAUUCUUUUUCCCCCGGAAAUUACGCACACACCCGCGCUACGGACGAGUGUACAGCAGCGGAACGUGGCUCGAAGGCGAAUAAAGUGACGUAGCACACUUUCACGCACGCACACACUUGUAUACCGUAGUGCAGAACGAUGUCGCUCGCCUACUCCCAGCAGUCACAGCAAGCGGCGGGUGGCGGUGGUCCGGGCGGUGGCCGCAGCGGCAACCCGCCGAACCGUGGCCAGGGUCCGCCGCCGAGCUCGAUGCACAUCCAGAAGAUACUGGACGAGAACGCGGGCCUGAUACAGACGAUCCAGGAGUUCCAGUACGCGGGCAAGUCGAGCGAAAGCAUGUCGUACCAGGUGGCGCUGCACCGCAACCUCGUCUACCUGGCGAACCUGGCCGACCCGCAGCAGAACGUUUCCUCGCUGCUUCCGCCGCCACAAAUGCUGCACGCGAUACAGCAGCAGCAACAACAGCAGCAGCAACAACAGCAGCAACAACAGCAGCAGCAACAACAGCAGCAGCAGCAGCAGCAGCAGCAGCAGCCUCCCCCGCCAUCGCACGACGGGAGCAUGAUGCAAGGGCCGGGCCAGCAGCCGAGCGGAAUGCCGGGCUAUCCGCAGCCCGGACAGGGGCCGCAGCAGCCGCAGCAGCCGGGCCAGCAGCAGGGCCAGCCGCACGCUAGCAACGGGGUGGUGGGACCGCCCGGCCAGCAGCACAAUCCCCACGGGCCACCGAAUCCGUCGCCCGGCAUGCAGCAGCAGCAGCAGCAGCAGCCGGGCCAGCAGCAGCAGCCCGGUAUGCCUCCGGGCGCCGGGCUCGGCCCGAACGCGGUACCGCCGGGCCCGAACCAGCCGGGCCAGAAUGUGGUGAUGGGUGGGAGCGGUGGCAAUCAGCAGGGCGGCUACCGUGCGCCUGGCACUGCCGGCGGGCCCAUGCCACCGGUGUCCAACGCGCCCGUGGUCGGUGGCCAGCAGCAGCAGCAGCAGCAGCAACAGCAGCAAGGGCUCGUUAAUCAGCAAAAUGUCGGUCCGGGCGGUGCGAUCCGUGCCGCGGGCAUUCCCGGCCCGCAGGGUGCUCAGCAGCAGCAGCCGGCGAGCCAGCCGCUACCGCCCCAAACGUCCGGCUACCAGCAGCGGGCGGCCUACAACGUGCAGCACUCGCACUAUCCGGGCUAUCCGCCCCCGAACCAGGCGCCGUACGGAGCGCAAACCGGCUACUCGCCGUACGGUGGGCCGCCGAACCAGGUGCAGGGGUACGGGCCGCCGAAUGCGGGCACACCGCAGGGCUACGGCCAUCAUGCGGGGGUCGUACCGCCGGCCGGCUCGGCUGGUGGGCAGGUGCCGCCGGCGUCACCGUACCCGGGCGCCACCACCGCCGGGCAGCAUCCGGGAGCGGGCGGUGGGGCAGCCGCGGCCGGCGGCGGAGCUGGGCCGCAGGGCUACCAGCAGGGCCUGCCGCCGGGAGCGCCUAACGCGCAGCCGCACGUGGGCUACGGUCCGCCCGGGCAGCCGCCCGUCCAGUAUCCGCCCCAGGGUGGUCCCGGUGGUCCACCGCCCCCGCACGGCUACCCGGGCUAUCCGGGCGCGGGCGGCGGGGCCGGUGCCGGAGCGGCUGCAGCGGCCGGCGGUCCGAACGGCCCGUACGGGCAGCCGGCCGGCCCGGGCCAGCAGGGCGGCCAUCCACCGCAGGGCCAGGUCGGGGGCUAUCCGGCCCAGACGCCCGGGUACCCGAUGCCCCAGCAGCCCCAGUACGCGACCGGCUAUCCGGGCAGCGGUCCGCCGAACGCCGCCGGCCCGAUCCCGACCAGUGGCGCGGGCCAGGCUGGAGCGGGCGGGGCCGGUGGCGCCGUUGCCGGACAGGCAGCCGCCUACCCGGGCCAGCAGCAACAGCAGCAGCAGCAGCAGCAACCACCACAGACGGCCGUCACUGCCGGCGGGGUGGUACCAUCGUCGGCUAUACCGGCCACCACGACCUCCUCCUACCCGACCGCCAAUCCGGGCGGGGUGUCGGCCGGUGCGGGCUCCAUGCCGCCCGGUGGCGCCUACAACGCCCAGCCACCGAACGCGCAGCAGCAGCACGGCCAGCCGCCCGUUUCGAGCUACCAGCAGCAGCAGCAGCAGCAGCAACAACAACAGCAACCAGCCAGCGCCGGCGUGCCCGGCCAACAGCAACAACAGCAGCAGCAGCAGGGCGCCCCGGGACCGGCCGGACCGGGCGUUUAUCCGCCCCAUCCACCCUACCAUCAGCAGUCGUACGCGCCGCUGCCCGUCCCCCAGGGCCAGUAUCCCCCGGCCCAGGCCGGCUACCCGCAGUAUCCGCAGCGUCCGCCCAACACGCAGAUGCCGCCGCCCGGUCCGCAAGGUCCGCCGCCGCAGGGUGGCUACGGCUACUACGGUCAGCCGCCGCAGUAAAAAGCAUUUUUUUUCUGCAACCGGAAAUCCUCUCUCCGAGGCGCUCUUUGGUUGAAACAAGAGCAAUGGGAUUUUGACUUCGUUUUCUUGACUGGCUUGUUGCGCAAUUUGCGCGUAUGAGUUGUACAUUUCAUCAGGUUUUUUUUUUUUUAAUAUAUAUAUUGCUGUUUUAAUCUCGAUCUUCCGGCGCAGUUAUCCGGAGUGGGCAAAAUGUAUGUAUUUUGUUUCUACAUCUCAUAUUUAUUGGGCGGUUUUGUACGCGCUGCCACGUGCACGGGCGCAUGCAAAGGUUUUAACCAAUUUUUUCUUGAUCUUUGACGAUCCUCCUUAAAUGAUGCAAAUAAUUUGCAAAAAGGUGCUUCAUUACGAGCAAAUGUAUUGUGGAUAGAUUAAAUUACUCUUCUCGUGUGCCAGAGGGAGAGCGCAAAGAACAUUUCUAACAAACAAUAUAUACAGAACAAAGGCAACUCUAGAGGACAGUGUGCUUCGGGAAUUGUGCAUACGGUACGCUUCAAUCAAAUCACAACCUUAUAAAAGAACAAAGAGAGUCAGAGGAGGAAAGAGCUAUUUACGCUACAUUUACCUAAAUCACGCUAACUAAAUAUAAGAAUGGUGUGCAUGUGUGCAAACAUAAUGAAAAAAAAAACAAACAGAUCAAUGUAUAACACUUGUAUUACAUAAAUGGCAUAUAUAUAUAUUGUAAGAUAACGAUUGUUUGCUCCUCCGCUGCAGCACAGCCGUCGAAUCGCGAAUGCUUUAUUCCAACCGGCUACCAGUUAACCAUCACGGCUAAAGUAGUUGCAUGCGUUCGGGAGGGAGAGAUGCUAUCCAACCUCUCCCGCCUAAAAAGAAAGUGUAACGAAUAAAAGGUGUACUUCAUUGUGAAACCCAACGGUUUUGUUUGUUGCA